GCUAUGAGGACAGAUUCAUCAAAAAUGACGGAUGUGGAGCCUGUGGUCAACCAUUUUGCAUCAUCAGCAAGGGCAGGCCGCCGGAAUGCUCUAGCAGACAUCCAGGGUUCAGCUGCCACAGGCGGAAGCUCGGAGUUGCCCCUCAAACCGGAGGUCCUCUCCAUGAAGGAAGAUGUGAAAAAGAAAGAUAAAGAAACAGCACAAGACCAAUUGGAAAAGCCCAAAGAUGAAGGAAAAUGA
This is a messenger RNA of Lipotes vexillifer (Yangtze River dolphin), 240 nucleotides long. RefSeq names its product cAMP-dependent protein kinase inhibitor beta (gene PKIB). Lineage: Eukaryota; Metazoa; Chordata; Mammalia; Artiodactyla; Lipotidae. Gene Ontology annotation, biological process: negative regulation of protein kinase activity. The record is from RefSeq and is a predicted model, not a curated record. Bases 4 to 240 code for a protein of 78 amino acids. Gene Ontology annotation, molecular function: cAMP-dependent protein kinase inhibitor activity. The transcript is spliced from 2 exons.